AUGGUCAAUUCAUACGGCGAGUUUGCAGACUUUUGUAGAGAUUCGGGCAACCAAUGGAGCACUCUACCAGUUUGUUAUCUCUUCAACCCAGCAUCCACCAAAAACAACAACGGAUGGCAGGGCGGCUGCACUCUCAGAGGCUUUCCCGUCGGCGGCGGUCGCAAUUUGCAUAAUUUGGGGUCCAUAUUGCUAUGCGCCAUUGCUCUGCUCGUCUCUCUAUUCCUACUAUGGCGAUCGCAAAGGAAGAAGGCUGCCGUCGGCAGAAGAGAAAUGCAAGUUUUCCUUAUCGGCUACAUGAUCAUAUCUAUUUGCGAAAUAUUCACCAUUGGCGGCUUCCCUCUCGACGAUAAGGUCCGCAUCGUUUUUGUUGCCAUUCAUAUUGCUGCCAUCACCGCGACUUCUUGGAUACUCAUGCUCAACGGCGCUGUGGGCUAUCAGCUUCUUGAUGACGGUACAGCCGUAUCCAUUGGUCUCCUCUUGGGCUCGGCAAUCGUUAUUUUUAUCGGUACCGGUUACAUUGCUCUUGAUACUGGCCUCGGUUGGACCGGCUACUGGAACUCGACCCUUAACGCGCCAAACAAGGCAUAUGCUCUGUACACGCUCUACCAGCUUGUACCCUUGUUCUUCAUCGUCGUCUUCUUCCUUCUCGAGGCCUUUCUGGUCCUGCGCGUCCUUGGCGAGCGCAAACCCAUGCUAUAUCUUAUCGCGGCUGCCCUGUUGUUCGCCAUUGCGCAAAUUUUCCAAUACGUCAUCAGCGUCCACAUCUGCAACGGUUCCGACGGCAAGAUCAACGGAGGAUUGUUUGAAACGCUUUUCACGCUCCUGGCCGUUGUCAUGGUCUGGGUGUUUUGGUCCAGCAUUACCGAGGACGACUGGCCAAUGCCCACGGUGGCCGGAACAUAUACUUAG
Molecule: messenger RNA, 909 nt
Organism: Bipolaris zeicola 26-R-13
Lineage: Eukaryota; Fungi; Ascomycota; Dothideomycetes; Pleosporales; Pleosporaceae
Exons: 7
Coding region: 1-909 (302 amino acids)
Biological process (GO): protein folding
Cellular component (GO): endoplasmic reticulum membrane
Source: RefSeq, a predicted model, not a curated record